AUGUCAGCCACGGACUUUCAAAACAUUCCUGCUAUGGACUUCGGCAUGACUCGCCCAUGCCCUCACAUCCAUCAAGCCACGAGCUUGAUAAACUUCGUCAAAACAGCCCCUGACCAUUUCAUCGAUGGCCCCUGGCCAUUCCGAACCUAUCCCAUCAAAGACAGCUUAUCUCCAGGGGUCCCAGUCCACAUGUCACCCACAGGUGAAACGAUUUGUUCUCGAUGCGGCGUCUCCUAUUGCUGCCGGGACCUAUUCUUGCUUCACAUCGAGACCUCUCUCGACCACAACCUGUGCAUUAUCUGCCACUACACAAAAGACUUCGCGGCCUUCACAGACCUGCAGGAUCAUCUCGAGGAAAUUCAUCUGUGGUGCGAGGCAUGUAACUGGUUUGCGCCUUCGUAUGAAGGGCUAAUGCAGCAUUUCCAGCACAAGCAUCUCAUGUGCACGAUUUGCAAGGAGGCGUUCAGAAACCUGAACGAGUUGAGUGGCCACGCAAACACGCACCGUCGUGUGACCGUACCAUGCUUCCUCUGCCCUGAAAAGUUCGCUCUUCGAUCCGCCGCGUUCAACCACAUCGAGUCUGGAACAUGCAUCGGUGGCGCUACCAAGGACGACAUCCGUUUCAUCGUGAAGAAUUUCUGGACUGGAUUGUCCCCUGACCACAAAGGGUAUUGGGUGUCUAAUAGCCAUAUGUUUACAUGCCAGCCCUGUCAUCGACAGUAUCAGCGCUUGAGUGAUCUCUUGCAACACAAGGAGACGAGGAGUUGUCCUGAGGGAUACUGUAAGGGGAACAGUGGCACAGAUUGGUUGGUGCAGUACGUCCAGGAACAGCUGCCUAUUCUCAUUGAGAAGCGGAAGAAGCAAGAGUCGAAGGUGGAAAUUAUGGGCUCGAAAGCUGUUGUUCAUCCUCGUGUCCGUAUAUUGCGUAAGGGGCAUUAG
Messenger RNA from Talaromyces marneffei, 939 nucleotides. RefSeq lists its product as uncharacterized. Lineage: Eukaryota; Fungi; Ascomycota; Eurotiomycetes; Eurotiales; Trichocomaceae. The transcript has a single exon. The record is from RefSeq and is a predicted model, not a curated record. The coding region runs from base 1 to 939 and encodes 312 amino acids.